Messenger RNA from Girardinichthys multiradiatus, 2055 nucleotides. It is a transcript of the gene upp2, whose product is annotated as uridine phosphorylase 2. Gene Ontology annotation, molecular function: uridine phosphorylase activity. Bases 585 to 1436 code for a protein of 283 amino acids. Gene Ontology annotation, cellular component: cytosol; cytoplasm. Gene Ontology annotation, biological process: nucleotide catabolic process; uridine catabolic process. Lineage: Eukaryota; Metazoa; Chordata; Actinopteri; Cyprinodontiformes; Goodeidae. The transcript is spliced from 7 exons. The record is from RefSeq and is a predicted model, not a curated record.
UACCAUUUGGGCGUUGGAUAUACAUUAUAUCUGCAGUGUGUCACUGCUUUGAUGUCAAGCUGUUACAUGUCAGGGUCACAGGUCAUCUCCACAUUCCACCAGUGAGUUAUGUCAGACUGUGUCAUAUUCUCUGAAUUCAGAUUGACUAAAGUUGAGACGUUCCACACUCCAGGGUUUAAUCAUACCACACUGUUUGUCAUUCAGGCUGUCCUUGUUGAUGUUUUUUGUUUUUUGUCUAAGUCAAGUAUUUCUACAUGGCUGUUCUGUUUGUAACUGGUGGAUCAUUUUGGCAAAGGAACUACUGGUGCUACUCCUCUUUCCAGAACCAAUCAAAGGCUAGGUCAGGGGUGACCACUAUAUCAACUCUGCCGCUGGAUCUGAUUUAUUCAAAAUACAGCAGCAACAAGUGCUUGGCAGCUUCACAGCUAUUUUUAAAAACCUUUAAAACUUUAUUUCAAAGCCUCACCUAUAAUCAUGGCACUACCAGUAAUUCUUCUGAAUUGUAUUGGGAAUGAACACAAGGACUACAUUAAUAAAAUACUUCCAGACAACAGGUUCAAGUUAAAAACCCUUAUUUGGACACAAUGGAGGAGGACAUUCUCUACCACUUCAGCUUGAGCACAAAGACACACAACCUUCCAGAGAUGUUUGGAGAUACUAAGUUUGUGUGUGUUGGUGGCAGUGCCAAUCGAAUGAGGGCUUUUGCCCAGUUCAUGCACCACGAGAUGAAACUGACUGGGACCCCAGAAGAGAUCAGAGAUAUCUGUGAGGGGACGGACCGCUACUGCAUGUACAAAGUGGGACCAGUGCUCUCUAUAAGUCAUGGCAUGGGUGUCCCUUCCAUCUCCAUCAUGCUGCACGAGCUCAUCAAGCUGCUCCAUCACGCCCAGUGCCGUGACGUGGUGUUGUUUCGCUUGGGAACAUCUGGCGGAGUCGGUCUGGCACCAGGGACGGUGGUGAUCACUGAUAAAGCGGUGGAUUACUCUUUCCGCCCCCGGUUUGAACAAGUUGUUCUGGGUAAAGUUAUCACUCGGAGCACUGAGCUGGAUGAAGGAGUUGCCAAAGAGCUUUUGCAAUGCUCCAAUGAGCUGCAAAACUUUCCAACUGUUAUUGGAAACACUAUGUGCACCCACGACUUCUACGAAGGUCAAGGCAGACUCGAUGGAGCUCUUUGCUCUUUUUCUCAUGAGGAAAAAUUGGAGUAUCUGAGAAAAGCUUACGAGGCUGGAGUGAGGAAUAUCGAGAUGGAAUCCACCGUCUUUGCUUCCAUGUGCCGAGUCUGUGGGUUGAAAGCGGCCGUGGUUUGUGUUGCGCUGCUGAACCGCUUCGAGGGCGACCAGAUCACCUCCCCACAUGACGUUCUGGUGGAGUACCAGGAGAGACCUCAAGUCCUGGUGUCCCACUUUAUCAAGAAAUGCUUGGGACUUAUUCCCUGAAUGCCCAGCCCCCCUAGAAAACUGUAUAUAACUUCGACUACCAUGUGGAUAUGUAUAUACAUAUACUGUACUUGAUGUUAAUAGUUGAAUUAGAAAGAUAUUUAAGCUUUUUUAUGAUUUAAUUGAUAAUUUAAAAAAGUAUUGGCACAUCGCUUUUACAUAUUUUUAUGUAUGUAUAUUUCCAUAUUAAAUACAUUGGUAUUUAUGUAUGAUAAUACAAAUCUUUUCAAUGUGUUCUGUAUGCUCAUUUUCAUAUGAAUGCAAACCAUUGUAGAUAUAUCACAGCUGACGACUCCAAAACCUUGUGUUUAUAGGAUCAAGAUUUUUUUAAUGUUUGACUGGAAUAGAAAUACCAACUUUAUAAAAACAAUUGUAGGCUAUAAUGUAGAUUAGACAGUAGGGGUCUCUAGAUUUGAAGGUUUAUUUUCAGAUAUUUUAUUAUUUUUAUUUUUUCCUUAUAAUAAAGCAGCAUGAAGCACGAACAAUAAAAUUCAGUAAAAAAUGUUUUCGAGACAAAAAACAUAUAUCAUAUUUAACAGUUUAUGCUGUACAUGUAUGCUAUUGUAAAUGUAAAUCUCAUGGAAGCUGUCAAUAAAUACAGGUCCUUCUCAAAAUAUUA